Messenger RNA from Angiostrongylus costaricensis, 882 nucleotides. NCBI's taxonomy places the organism in Eukaryota, Metazoa, Nematoda, Chromadorea, Rhabditida, Metastrongylidae. The record is from the annotation of a GenBank genome assembly.
AAUAGCGGUGAAAAAGACGAUCUACUUUAUAUCAAUGCAGAAAGUGUUUCAGGUGUUGGUUAUGCAAAGAAUAGAGCUGUGGAAAUGUCAACUGGUCGAUUUAUUUGUUUUUGCGAUGCAGAUGAUAUAUCACUGAGUACACGGCUCCAUGAACAAUAUAUCAGAGCUACUAGCUUUCCGGAGAACUCGUUGGUUUUCGUUGGAAGUAACUUUCGGAGGUUUCCUUAUAACUCAACUCAGAGAUACACAAAGUGGGCCAAUGAAUUAUCAUGUGAUAAGUUGACGUUACAGAUAUUUACAUCCCAUGGUCCAACACUGGUCGCACCGACAUGGUUUAUUUCUCGUGAUCUCAUGACUCAGUUAAAAGGUUUUAAAGAAGACAUUAGUGCAGGCUACCCAGAAGAUCUUGAGUUUUUCUAUCGUGCGCUGGAUGUUGAGAAUGUGUGUUUCACUAAAGUUGAUAGACCGUUGGUUAUCUAUCGAUACCAUCCUGGAUGCGCAUCUUUAAGAAUUCCUGAAAAUGUCAUUCGGAAAUUGCGACUUAGUCGGUUCCGUAAUACUAUAUUGCCGAAAUGGGAAACUUUCACCAUAUGGAACGCGGGUAAACAAGGAAAAUGUUUCUUUAGGUCACUAGCAGAAACGGAGAAAAAACGAGUUAUAGCUUUCUGCGACGUUGAUGAGAAGAAAAUCGGGCGCGGUUGGUACGAAGAAUAUGACGCAAAAAUACGACUUGUUACACGGAAAGUUCCAAUAAUCCACGUCAAGGCCGCUCAUCCGCCAGUAGUGAUUUGCGUGAAACUGGACAUGACUGAAGGUCAUCUUGAACGUUUCGUUUCCGAAUCUGGAUGGGAAGAAGGCCGUGAUUUUGUUUAUUUCAGCUGA